AUGGCUAAGCUCGAGCCCUACAAACAUGGAUAUUAUCUCUGGCAAUAUCUGCCUUCGCUGGCUGCCGCCGUAAUAUUCGCUAUCUUCUUCACGGCCGCGACAGUGCUACACUUUAUCAAAUUGGUCAAAUGGAGGGCCCGUUUCUGCAUCCCCUUUGCAAUCGGCGGAAUAUUCGAAGUCAUCGGCUGCGCUGCCCGGGCGUGGGCGCACUUCGAAUCCGGCAGUAUCAUGCCUUGCUCGAUUCAGAACGUCUUCCUCCUGCUCGGACCGGUCUUGUUUGCAGCGUCAGUAUACAUGGUGCUGGGCCGCAUCAUCCGCAGCACCGGGGCCGAGCAUCACUCCUUGAUCCCGAUGCGCUGGCUCACCAGGACUUUCGUGAUGGGCGAUGUGGUUUCCUUCCUCGUUCAAGGAGGCGCCGCGGGAUUGAUGGCCUCCGGGAGCAAUGCACAACUCGGCCAGGACAUCGUGGUGGCGGGCCUGCUCAUCCAGGUCUUCAUGUUCGCCUUUUUCAUCAUCACAGCCAUGGUGUUUCAAAUCCGUCUACGGCGGCAUCCAACCCCCGGAGCCCGCGAUCCCCGCCUCCACUGGCGAGAUCACCUUCAUCUCUUGUAUGGGGUGAGCCUGCUGAUCAUGAUCCGCUCCUUGUUUCGGGUGGCCGAAUUUACGAUGGGAAGUACGGGUUAUCCCCUCACACACGAGUGGACCUUGUACAUUUUCGACGCUCUUCUAAUGUGGCUAGCUAUGGUCGCCUGGCUGAUUUGGUAUCCGGGGUUACUUUCCAAGCCCGAUAUGGCAAUGGAAUUGCUGAAUCAGAGCAACUUGGACGAUGAAUAA
Aspergillus aculeatinus CBS 121060 is the source of this 834-nucleotide messenger RNA. RefSeq names its product RTA1 domain-containing protein. Lineage: Eukaryota; Fungi; Ascomycota; Eurotiomycetes; Eurotiales; Aspergillaceae. The transcript has 2 exons. The record is from RefSeq and is a predicted model, not a curated record. Gene Ontology annotation, cellular component: membrane. Bases 1 to 834 code for a protein of 277 amino acids.